Messenger RNA from Nelumbo nucifera (sacred lotus), 1856 nucleotides. RefSeq lists its product as uncharacterized. The record is from RefSeq and is a predicted model, not a curated record. NCBI's taxonomy places the organism in Eukaryota, Viridiplantae, Streptophyta, Magnoliopsida, Proteales, Nelumbonaceae.
CCUCAUAGCGCGACCAGCAGUCACACAGCGCGAAGAGAAAUGGUGGUGAUCGAAUCAGCUCUGGCGGUUGGGUUCCGAACCGCCGGCAGAUUUUGCUCCUCCGGCAGUAUAGCAAAUUACCGCCCCUUGUGGAGCACGGACGACCCCAUCGGUCUCCACAUUUCUUCCGGUCGUCUGUCCCACGGCAGCAGUCUCGAUUUGCGUUGGAACAGAGUUCCAAGACUCAUUGAUGGUUGUUCUUUUUCAACAAGAAACAAUGUCCUCAAAACCAGAGUUCGGGCUACAGAAAACCACUCAGGCCCGACGUCCAAUCCUCUGUACCGGAAUCGGAAGCCGUAUUACCACCCACUUGAGGAGAUAGCCGAAUCUACACCACAGGACAAUGGUGAAGACGCGAUUCUCACAGCUGCUGAAACUGCUAGAACCAUAAUUGAGGUAAACAGCAAAGCAGCGCUCAUUUUUUCUGGGCUGAUAAACGAUGAAGUUCACGAGAGCAUUUUCUGGCCUCAAUUGCCUUAUGUAACUGAUGAACACGGAGAUGUUUAUUUCAAGGUGAAUGAAGAACAAGGCAUUCUUCAGGAGAAUAACUAUGUGCAAGUAAUCAUAGGAUUGGAUACCAUAGAAAUGCUCAGGGAGAUGGAGUUGUCUGGACCAUCUGAUAUUGAUUUUGGCAUUGAAGAAAUCACUGAAGAAGAUGGUGAUGAUAUUGAUGACAAUGACGAUGAGGAUAGGGAUGAAGAUGAGGAUGGUGAUUAUGAAAAGGACUGGGUUGCAAUUCUUGAAGAUGAGGAAGAUGAGUUGGAUUCUGAUGAGACACUUGGUGACUGGGCGAAAUUAGAGACAAUGCGUUCUUCUCACCCAAUGUAUUUUGCUAAAAAGCUGGCUGAGUGUUUGUGCAGAUUUUACUAUAGGCCUGUUUUAUCUUACAUAAGGAUGGAAUGGCUUAAACUCUGGUCACCAUUCCUAUUCCUUGAUCAUCAGCAUGAAAUCCGUGAAUUGGCUGCGUCAGACCUUCCUAUUGAUUGGAUGGAACAACCUUCAGUUGGUCUUGCCAUCCAAGGCCUUCUGACGCCUGUUUUUGUUGAAGAGGCUGUCAUCCAAGAGCAUAUACCAGACCAUGAAUACAGUAAUGGUAACUCAAAAAAUCAGGUGGGGGAAUAUGUGGAAGACAAACUAGAAGAUAUUGGCAUGGUUUAUGGUCAUCAGCAUGAGUUAGCCUCAUCUGAAGGUAAUUCAAUAUGGGCAGAACAAUUGGAGAUAGAUGAAAGCUUAAGAACUGGGGUUUCAUUUUACAAAUUAGAGAUGGUUAAGAUUCAGAUGAUUUCAGCACAUGGAAACCAGACUGCAGUGGACGUAAAAGAUUUUCAGAAAGCUAAGCCAGAUGCUAUUGCUCAUUAUGCCACCAAAAUUAUUUCUAGCCUGAAAGCUGGUGGGGAAAAGGUCACAAAAGCCCUCAAAUCUCUCUGCUGGAGAAGGAAGAAUAUUCAAGUAGAGGAGGCAAUGCUUGUUGGUGUAGAUAGUCUUGGUUUUGAUUUGAGGGUUUGCUCAGGAACACAAGUCCAAACAUUGCGGUUUGCGUUUAAGUCAAGGGCAACUUCGGAGUAUAGUGCUGAGAGACAACUUCAUGACCUAUUGUUCCCAAGGAUCCACCACAAACUACCAAAGCGGCAACAUGUUCAUAAGAAGGAAUCCUAACUGGAAUUGUGUAUCGGUUAUUGUAUUUUAUUGCCACUGAUAAUUAAAACUGUCAGGUCAGCAGUUUGUUGUACACCUGCAGCUUAUGUAUUUUAUGUGAAAUAUAUGGUAGGCCUUGGGUGUCCUUUUCUUUCUAUUUUUCGCACCGUUAUUUGGUUUUA